AUGGCAGCUUGUCUGCAGAGUUCACACUGGAGGUGCCUCCUAUUCGUGCUGGGUGUGUGUCUCACCCGGGCUGAGCCUUUUAAUCAACCGCGCCUCUACCAGUACAAAGUCGGACCUAACGAAGACAACAUCAUGAUCGCCAACAACGGAAUCAGGGUUCCCUUGGGGAAAUCGGUAUUUCUGGAUCCUGUGAACGACUUGGUGACAGAAGUUCAGCCCGGGGAUCGCUGUCACAUAACCGUUUUGGACAACGACCCUCUGGCUCAGAGACCGGGGACACUGACUCCCAAAAGGUUCCCCUGUUCCUUCGCGUCCGACGAAGUGAAAUACACUCAUUUUGGCUCGAGGAGCCCGAGCACGGACCGGGUGAAGAUGCAGUUGCGCUACGACUCCCAGACGGACACGGUAGUAAUCCCAUUCAUGCUGGAAGUGGAGGUAGUCUUCCAGCAGCUGGAGGUCAUCACCAGGAAUAUGCCCAUCAAUGUGGAAAAGCUCAACGGCCAAAGCGGUCCCAUCGACAAGAAAGCCUUGGAGUUUUCCUACGAGGAUGGCGUCACGCAGUGCAAAAUCGCCACGCUGGCCGGCGCAGGGGGUCUACCCAGGUACGGGGAGCUUGUGAACAACCCCAACAACGGUCAAAUGGUCGAUUGCGAUGAAUUUGUGAAGCGGGGAAUCCGCUACAAGCACACGGCGAAGACCAAUUCGCCGAAUAGGGACUACAUUCCCAUGGUGGUGGAGCUGCAGGACAACGAUGGGAACAUCAUUAUCCAAGAGCACUUUCAAAUGAUGGUUCGGAUCAAGGAAGGUGCGGAAAACACCGGGCCGAAACCUAGUUUUGUCUCCAUGAUGAUGAUGGAAGUGGACCAGUUCGUGAUGACCGCCAUUACUAGCGACAUGCUAGCCGCCGAGGACGUUGAGUCAGACCCUGAUGAUCUGAUUUUUAACGUCACGUCGCCUCUAGGCCCGGAGCAGGGCUACAUUAUCAGCACGGACGAUCAGAACAUGCCCAUCACCUCCUUCUACCAGCGGGACAUAAAAGAUCUCAAAAUAGCUUACAAGCCGCCUUCGGGCGAUUCCGAAGUGGAGAGGAUUUUCCAGCUAGAGUUUGAAAUCGUGGACACGGACGGAGCCGUGUCGGACCCGUUCGCUUUUAUGAUCGUGGUGAAGCCCAUGAACACCAUGGCCCCCGUAGCUACCAAAAACACAGGGCAGCUCUUGUACGAGGGUCAAUCCAGAGCGCUCUCAAGCUCACAGAACUUAGAGAUCAGCGACGAAGAUAACCUGGAAGACGUGAGGAUCACCGUCAUUGACGGCCUGAAGCACGGUGAGCUGAGCGUACUCGGAGGUCAGAGGAAAUUCUUCACCCCGGCAGAUCUGGACGCCAGACUCGUCGUGUACCAACACGACGGGAGCGACACCUACAGCGACAACAUCAUUUUCCGCAUGACGGACGGCCGGAACGAAGUGGAAUUUUUGUUUCCCAUCACCAUCGUCCCCACCGACGACGAACCGCCAAUCAUCAACGCCAACACCGGGGUGGUUCUCUUCAAGAACGAAGUCAUGCAGAUCUCCCCAUUCAUCCUCAGCGCCACGGAUAUCGACUCGGAAGACUCCACCGUUAAGUUCAUCCUGGAGGCGCCUUACUCCGUCGUGGGUGAGUUCCUGCUCCGGCAAGUGGAGCCCCCCUCUGACCCAUCCCUGUGGAAGUUCAGCCCGACGGAUGAGAUGUUCGAGCAGGUGGUGACUGAAUGGUUCCAGCAAGACAUCAUGGACGGGAAGCUCUUCUACAGACAUGUUGGAGGCCACAGCACCACCACUGUUAUUGACCAGCACGUAUUCCGGGUACAGGAUGAUAACGACCCGCCCAAUCAAUCCGGUGAGCAGUUGUUUACCAUCAAAAUCCAUCCUGUGGACGACCUGCCCCCAGAACUCACCCCGGGGACCACCCUUCACAUGACGGUCAGGGAGUAUGAACUAACAUACUUCAGGAAGUUAUUUUUAAGCUACAGCGAUUUAGACUCUGAUGACCGGGACCUGAAGUACACCAUCACGAAUCCUCCGACUGACACCGACGAGAACAACCCUGUACCCUUAGGUGACAUUGUACUAACCGAUGACCCUGAUGUCGUAAUUACCGAGUUCACGCAAGCUCAGGUCAACCACCACAAGGUGGCGUACAAGCCCCCAGAUCAGGAGCUUGGCAUCACCCCUAAAGUUGCUCAGUUUACAUUUACCGUGGAGGACACUUCUGGAAACACAGCAGAAGGUCUGUUCACCAUCUUCCUCCAGCCGGUGGACAACAAACCCCCGCUUAUUACAAACCCGGGGUUCACCAUCAUGGAAAGAGGCUCGUACGUCAUCGGCGGCAAGGAUCUCCACGCAACAGACACUGAUACAGAUGAUGAAAAUAUCAUCUUCACCGUGAGCCAGGUCCCGAAACACGGUCGCCUGCAGUAUCUAGGCAUCGACAUGUCUAACGGCGAAACGUUUAUCCUCGAGGACAUCGCUAACAACCGCAUAGCUUACGUCCACAGCGGCGAGGAAUCCCUGGAUGAUGUCAUCAAACUGGACGUAAGCGACGGUUUCCACGAGGUGCCCAUUAACGUAAAAAUCGCCGUGACCCCUGUAGACGACGAGACCCCCACCAUCAUGCUCCCCUCCGGCAUGGUGGGCGCGUCCAUCGACGUGCUGGAGAACGGCGCCACGGAAAUCACCAGCAACGUGAUUCAGGGCCGAGACGAAGAUACAGAUGAUCUCAUGUUGAUGUUCAUCCUGGAGGAACCCCCAAGACUGGGUGAAAUCCUGGUCAACGGCGCCCCCGCCGAGAGGUUCACGCAAGCCGACAUCAUCAACGGAGCGGUGGUGUACGUGCACACCUCGGGAGAAAUCGGACCGGUGAAAGUCCACGACUCCUUCAACCUCACGCUGUCCGACUUAUCCGAGCAGUGGGUGGUCGGCGGGAACAAGGUCCAAGGAGUGACGGUGCACGUUACAAUCCUGCCUGUCGAUAGCAUCCCGCCGGUUGUUAGCGUCGGGGGUCAGUUUAUAGUGCUGGAAGGCGAGAAGAACGUCAUCACCCUGGACCAGAUCCAAGCAGAAGACAUCGACACAAACAGCGAGGACAUCCUGUGCACGAUCAUCGUCCAACCCUCGUCCGGCUACGUGGAGAACAUCUCCCCGGCUCCUGGCUCGGAGAAGUCACGCGCAGGAACUGCCAUCACCGCCUUUAGCAUCAAAGAUAUCGCGGUCGGGCACAUCUACUAUGUCCAAAGCAUCCACAAAGGCGUGGAACCCGUGGAGGACCGCUUCACCUUCCGCUGCUCAGACGGCAUCAACUUCUCAGAACGACACUUCUUCCCGGUGGUCAUCAUUCCCACCAACGACGAAAAACCGGAAAUCUUUGUCCGCGAGUUCAUCGUCAUGGAGGGCAUGAGUUUGGUCAUCGACACGCCCAUCCUGAACGCUGCCGACGCCGACAUUCCUGACGACGACCUGCACUUCGAGAUCGUCAAAAACCCUAAACACGGCACCAUCGUCAAACAACUCAGCACCGGGACCAUCCCUGUGGACAGAUUCGACUUAGAACAGAUCAAGGAGGCCUCAAAUAUCGUCUACGAGCACGACGACUCGGAAACCAAAGAGGACAGCUUUGUGAUACGCCUCUCGGAUGGUAAAAACACGGUUGAGAAGAAAGUUCUCGUCAUGGUCAUCCCGGUGGACGACGAAACACCCAGGAUGGCGAUUAACGACGGACUCGAGGUGGAGAUCGGCGAGACGAAAGUCAUCAGCAACCGGAUUUUGAAGGCCACCGAUCUGGACUCUGAGGACAGCUUGCUUGUCUACGUCGUACGAUACGGUCCGGGCCAAGGCUACCUCCAGCGAAUCAGCAAAUUUGGCGAUGUCCUCGGCAACAUCACCAUCGGCAUGAACUUUACCCAAGACGAGGUCGAUAAACAGCUCAUCCAGUACGUGCACACCGGCCAGGAAGGUAUCCGAGACCUUCUCAAGUUUGACGUCACAGACGGCAUCAACGCACUCAUUGAUCGCUACUUCUACAUCAACAUCGGUAGCAUCGACAUGGUCUUCCCAGAAGUUAUCAACAAAGGCGUGACCCUCAAAGAAGGCGGGAAAGUCACUCUGACCACCGACCUUCUCAGCACCAGCGACAUCAACAGCCCAGAUGAGUUCCUCAGCUUUAGCAUUACACGAGCCCCGAGCAGAGGCCACCUGGAGUGCACCGAUUACCCCGGCGUCCCCAUUUCCACGUUCACCCAGCUGCAGCUAGCCGGCAACAAAAUCUACUACAUCCACACGUCUGACGACGAGAUAAAAAUGGACAGCUUCGAGUUCGAGGUAACGGACGGCUACAACCCAGUCUUUCGCACUUUCAGGGUGUCCAUCACCGACGUGGACAACAAAAAACCUGUUUUGACGAUUAGCAAGCUAGUAGUGGAGGAGGGCGAAAUCAAACUCAUCACGCCGUUCGAGCUAACGGCGGAGGAUCGUGACACGCCGGACCGGUACCUGCGUUUUGUCGUGACGCAAGUACCGGUGCACGGACAGCUGCUUUUUAACAACUCCAGGCCCAUCACGUCAUUCACCAAGCAAGACCUGAACGAAAACCUGAUCAGCUACAAGCACGACGGCACCGAGACCAAUGAGGACAGCUUCUCCUUCACGGUCACCGACGGCACCCACACCGAUUUUUACGUGUUCCCAGAUACCAUUUACGAGACGCGAAAGCCGCAGAUGAUGAGCAUUCACAUCAACACGGUGGACAACGGCGUGCCGCAGAUUGUGGUCAACAAGGCGGCGGCUUCGCUCAGGCUCCUCCCCUCGGGCCACAUAGGCUUCCUGAUUACCAGCAAGGCCCUGCGAUCGGAGGACCGAGACAGCCAGCAGGACGUCCUGAAGUACAUCGUGUCCGAAGCGCCGCAGCACGGGUUUAUCAUAAACAUGGCGCAGGGAAAUGACAGCAUCAGCACGUUCACGCAAGCUGACAUCAACGACAUGAAGAUCAGCUAUGUCUUAUUGGAUGGAAGCAACGCCACCAGUGACAUCUUCUACUUUACGAUUGAGGACAACGGCGGAAACAAACUCAAGCCACAACCAUUCCGGCUCAACUGGGCUUGGAUCUCCCUGGAGAGGGAGUACUAUCUAGUAGACGAGGAUGCCAAGUUCCUGGAGGUGACCCUCAAACGCCGGGGAUACCUUGGGGAAACAUCCUUUGUCAGCAUCGCGACCAAGGACGGUACCGCUGAGAAGGACAAAGACUUCCGAGGGAAAUCCCAAAAGCAGGUCCAGUUCAACCCGGGCCAGACCACAGCGUCCUGGAAGGUGAAGAUCUUCACCGACCAGGAGUUUGAAACGUCGGAGAACUUCCAGAUUCUGUUGUCCGAUCCGGUCAUGGCUGUGCUGGAGUUCCCGGAUGUGGCCACUGUGGAGAUUGUGGACCCGGGAGAUGAGUCGACCGUGUUCAUCCCUCAAUCCGAGUUCAAAAUCGAAGAAGACAUCGGAGAGCUUCUGAUUCCGGUCCGACGGUCUGGUGACGCCAGCCAGGAACUCAUGGUCAUCUGCUCCACUCAACAAGGUACCGCCACGGGGACCAUUCCCACCUCCGUGCUGUCCUACUCGGACUACAUCACGCGGGCCGACGACCACACCAGCGUUCUACGUUUCGACAAAGAUGAGCGUGAAAAGUUCUGCCGGGUCAUUAUUAUCGAUGACUCGCUGUACGAGGACGAGGAGAGCUUCAACGUGACCCUCAGCGUGCCCAUGGGGGGCCGGGUGGGCGCCGCCUAUCCCGUCGCCAAGGUCACCAUCUUGGCCGACGCUAACGACGAGCCGUCGCUGUAUUUUGGGGAGCCCGAGUAUAUGGUGGACGAGAGUUCAGGCUACGUGGAGGUGAAGGUAUGGCGGACUGGUACAGAUCUGUCCAAGACGGCCACUGUGACCGUUCGUUCCAGGAAGAGCGAGCCCGUUUCAGCUGAAGCUGGUCUGGACUACGUGGGCAUCAGCCGCAACUUGGACUUUGCUCCCGGAGUGACCAUGCAGACGUUCAGGGUGACCAUCUUGGACGACCUGGGUCAACCUGAACUGGAAGGACCAGAGACCUUCGAUCUGGUGCUAAGGAUGCCCAUGAAUGCAGUGCUAGGAGAACCCAGCAAGACCACCAUCACCAUCAACGACACCAUUACAGACGUGCCAAAGUUCCAGUUCAAAGAGGGCAGCUACAAAGUGGACGAGUCCGACGGGGAGGUCAAGGCGAUAGUGUACCGCAGCGGAGACACUAGCAUUACGUCCACGGUGCGCUGCUACACCCGACAGGGCACGGCUCAGGUUAUGAUGGACUACAGCGAAAGACCUAACACCAACACAUCCAUUAUCACCUUCCUACCAGGGGAGACGGAGAAACCUUGCGUGGUCAAGCUGGAGGACGACUCCAUUCACGAGGAAGACGAGGAGUUCCGUCUGGUUUUAGGAACGCCCAAGAGCAAGUCACAGUACGGGGCUACACUCGGAGAGCCGAAGGAAGCCCUGAUCAAAAUGACUGACUAUAAAGACAAACCCAUCAUUCGCUUCUCUGAGAUCAAGUACAGCGUGCGAGAGCCACAGGUUAAAGGUGAUUUCGCCAUCGUCAAGAUCCCCAUCCUGAGAACGGGUGACACCUCGAAACUGUCGGUGGUAAGGGUGCACACCAAGGACGGCUCGGCUACUUCAGGGGAGGACUACAACCCACUGUCAGAAGACGUGGAGUUCAAGGAGGGCGACAAAGAGCAUUUUGUGGAGAUCGAGAUCCUUUACGACGGUGAGCGGGAGAUGAGGGAAGCGUUCACGGUGCAUAUGAAGCCCGAUGACAACAUGGUGGCAGAGAUACAGAUGAACAAAGCCAUUGUGUACAUCGAGGAGAUGGACAGCGUGGCAGACGUCACGUUCCCGGCUGUGCCCCACGUGGUUUCCCUGCUCAUGUACGACGACAUGUCCAAAACCAAAGACAACCCCUACCCGGUUAACGGAUACCCAGUGGUGUGUGUGACGGCCUGCAACCCUAAAUACGACGACUUUGACAAAACUGGUUCCAUCUGCUCGGCGGAGAACAUCAACGACACCUUGACCCAUUACCGCUGGUCAGUCAGCGCCCCCACUGGGUCGGAUGGGGUGACAAGUCCCAUGAGGGAGGUGGACACAAACACCUUCUUCACCAACACCAAAUCCAUCACCUUGGAUUCCAUCUACUUCCAAGCGGGCUCCAGAGUCCAGUGCGCUGCCAGAGCCUUCACUUCCAACGGUGAUGCUGGUCUUGAGCUUUCCAGUCCUAUCGUCGUGAUUAGCAAGGAGGAAGGUAUGUGUCAACCGCGGAUUCAAGGCACCGUCGGAGCAGAACCUUUCUCUGCGAAAAUCCGCUACACGGGCCCAGAUGACCCGGAUUUCCCAAACCUCAUCAAGCUGACUAUCAACAUGCCUCAUAUGGAUGGCAUGUUACCGGUGAUCUCCACAAGACCGCUGUCCAACUUUGAGCUCACCCUCAGUCCCGACGGCACCCGCGUGGGCAACCACCGCUGCUCCAACUUGCUGGAUUUUAACGAGAUCCAGACUGGCCACGGCUUCAUCACUGACACCACCAAGAACCCAGAGAUUAUCGGUGAAACAUCACCCUACCAGUACAGCAAUGCCAUGCGAUCGUCCAACUCGCUACGCUUCUACCGGAACCUAAAUUUGGAGGCCUGUCUCUGGGAGUUUACCAGCUACUAUGACAUGUCGGAGUUGCUGAAUGACUGCGGUGGCUCCAUAGCCACAGACGGACAGGUGCUCAACUUGGUCCAGUCCUACGUCACCUUGCGCGUACCCCUCUUCGUUUCCUACGUCUUCCACUCGCCGGUGGCCGUGGGCGGUUGGCAGCACUUUGACCUCCAGUCGGAACUCAAGCUCACCUUCGUGUAUGACACGGCCAUUCUCUGGCAGGAAGGCGUUGGUAGUCCGCCCGAGUCGGAGCUGCAAGGGGCCAUGUACCCCACCAGCAUGCGCAUCAACGAGGAGGGCCGACUGGUGGUCAACUUCAAGACCGAGGCUCGCUUCAGGGGACAGUUUGUUAUGACUCACCCAGCAACCAGCUUGUCUUCCAUGGUGAUAUGCGCCGACCACCCGGGACUGACGUUCACUUUGGCCCUGGUCAGGACCGAGCCCACCCACAACCAGCCUAUGCAACAGUGGAGUUUUGUCUCUGAUUUUGCUGUGCGAGAUUACUCUGGGACGUACACGGUGAAGCUGGUCCCUUGUAUUGCGUCCCCCAAUGGAGAGUUCAGCAUCCCUCCUGUGUGUCACCCGAGAGAGCCUCUGACUUUUGAUAUGGACAUUCGCUUCCAACAGGUGAGCGACCCAGUUGCGGCGGAGUUUAGCCUCAACACGCAGAUGUUCCUCCUGUCCAAGAAGGAGCUGUGGUUGUCUGAUGGUUCCAUGGGCUUUGGAGAAGGCACCGAUACGGCGUUUUCAGAAGGCUCGUCCAUCUAUGGCCGAGUGAUGGUGGACCCGGUGCAGAACCUGGGCGACUCCUUCUCCUGUAGCAUCGAGAAAGUGUUCCUGUGCACCGGCGCUGACGGCUACGUUCCCAAAUAUAACCCCACCAAUAAGGAGUAUGGCUGCUUGGCCGAUUCCCCCUCUCUUCUCUACAGAUUUAAGAUCCUGGACCGGGCCCAGCCGGAGACUCAGGCGACAGCGUUUGGCGACGUUGCCUUCAAGGCCACGCUGGCUUAUGAUACAGAAGGUGCUCUCGCUUUAGUCAAACAACCGGGAUCUGAUGGUUUCACUCUCUCCUCGAGUCCUCUAUUCCAGGUGGCCGCAGGUCGCGAAUGGUACAUUCACACCAUCUACACCGUGCGCUCCAGGGAGAACGCCGACCGCGGCAAACGUAGCGUGGACUACCUCCGCCACGCGCUGUCCGCCGCCCCAGGGUCCAUUCAGACACGUCAGCGCCGCGCUGCCCCUGCCCCCGGCCCCGCCGUGGCCCAGGACAUUGGGGCCGACAAAAACCGCGGCACCAACAUCCAACACAUCGCCUUGGACCGAGCCGACCGUGUGGUGGUUAGCCAGCGCCAGCCUUGGUUUUCCGGCUCGGAGCGCGACCCCGCGCUCGAGCGGCCUCUAGUGGGGAGCUCUGGCAGACAGGACCCCGACGGCACCGCCGUGCCCUUGAUCGUUGGCCUGGUGGGCAUGAUCGUCCUGGCCUGCCUGAUCGCCGCAGUCGUCGUGGCGCUGCUGUUGCGGCGCAGAAAGAAGGAAAAGCACCAGUUCCCGCCCUACGCCACCUCGUCGUCUACCGCCUACAACCGAGGCCCCACCCGGUGGGGUGGCUCGGAUAGUUCCGAGGUCUAG
Nerophis lumbriciformis (worm pipefish) is the source of this 9369-nucleotide messenger RNA. NCBI's taxonomy places the organism in Eukaryota, Metazoa, Chordata, Actinopteri, Syngnathiformes, Syngnathidae. The record is from RefSeq and is a predicted model, not a curated record.